CUGCUCUGAGUUCUCUUUCGAGGAAAAAGCCACCAGCGAGAUAAGGGCGGAAGAGGAGAGGAAGAAGACCAGCAAGAUCAGCAGAUAUCGAUCGCGGAGCGACCAAAACCGGCGGCGAGCAAGUGAAAGCCAAACCCAAGAAAAGAGGAGGUGGAGAUGGAGAAGGGGAAAGGGGUGAUGGGUAUGGGGAGACGGUGGGCGAUCGAUUUCACCGACAAUUCGACUUCGCUCGCCUCUCGCGACAUCCCCGAUCCUCUCGGUUUCUCUCGCGCCUCUCUCGAUCAGGAAGAUUCUGCGGUCACUCGACAAAAGAAGGACGCUGAAGCUAAUUGGAAAGCUCAGAAAGCGUGGGAGGUGGCGCAAGCCCCGUUCAAGAAUUUGAUGAUGAUGGGGUUCAUGAUGUGGAUGUCUGGAAGCACUGUCCAUCUCUUUAGCAUUGGUAUCACGUUUUCAGCCCUUUGGCAGCCAAUAAGUGCUCUUCAGGGAGUUGGAAAGGUUUUUGAGCCAUACAAGGACAAUAAGGUUGAACUUCUUGUGCCAAAGUUACUCUAUAUAGCCCUCAAUCUGGGAGGUUUAGCACUUGGUGUUUGGAAGCUUAAUACACUUGGCCUACUUCCUACACACGCAUCAGAUUGGGUAUCAUCCUUACCUCCAGCACAGGAGGUCGAAUACUCAGGUGGGGGCAUUCCUCUACAUUAACGCAACAGUGCCUACAAUUUCGAGAUCAAUCUCCAAGUAUGGGAGGAAGUGCUGGUGUGAAUUUUUCUCCGUUAGCCAUUUUGUUAUCCUUGGAUCCGUCCUCGGCAGAGUGGUGCAGUCUUGAUUGAUCAUCUACCAAGGUCUCAUCAGCAUCGCUGUAGUUGUCGAGAAAAUGAGUUGGUGGUUACUGAUGCUAAACUUAGUUCCCCAGUUAAUGCCACUCUUGCAUUAAGAAGGCACCAUCUGAAAAUGAUGGUUCAUCCACUGUUUCAUCUAUUGUCACUUCUUUAAGACUUUUUUGUCAGGAUGGUUGAACUCUGAUUACUGUAGUUUAUUAAGCAUCCAUCAGAUUCUGAUUUCCUAGUAA
Messenger RNA from Rhodamnia argentea, 1066 nucleotides. Its product is annotated as ER membrane protein complex subunit 4. Gene Ontology annotation, biological process: protein folding in endoplasmic reticulum. The coding region runs from base 157 to 699 and encodes 180 amino acids. The record is from RefSeq and is a predicted model, not a curated record. The transcript has 6 exons. NCBI's taxonomy places the organism in Eukaryota, Viridiplantae, Streptophyta, Magnoliopsida, Myrtales, Myrtaceae. Gene Ontology annotation, cellular component: EMC complex.